AUGGAGAACAUUUCUAUGACUGGCACUUUAUUCCUCAUGGGCCUUGCAGAGCUUGGAAACUUUAGGUAUUUAUAUUCCUUCAUAACUCUAGUCGUCUAUGUUACAGUCAUGGUGUUGUGUUUGGCGAUUGUGGUUGUCACCUGGACAGAGGAAGCCCUUCAUGAACCCAUGUACAUUUUCAUCUCCAACCUCAUGUUUACCGACAUGUAUGGAAGCUCGGCCUUGAUGCCCAAGCUGAUGAUUGACUUGAUGACGGGAUGCAUGACAAUCCCACUCUCGCAAUGCUUGGCCCAGGGUUUCUUUCUCCAGAGUUUUCCAUCUGUGGAGAUUUUUAUUUUUGCUGCCAUGGCAUAUGAUCGUUACUUGGCCGUUGGCCACCCAUUGAGAUACCCCAUGUUGAUGACCAACAGGAAAGUUUUUAAAAUUCUAGUGGCGAUAUGGAUUUAUGUGUAUGUAGGUAUAUGUGCAAUUUUGGUCAUUGCUUCACGACAAACUCUGUGCGGUGUACACAUCAACAGCGUGUUUUGUGAAACCAUUUCUCUUACGCACUUGGCUUGUGGUGACACCACUCUCGGAAUAGUCUUUGGGUUUACAUGGAGUAUGAUUAUGAUGGCUGGCUGUGUAAGUGUUGUAAUUUACUGCUAUAUAAGAACAUUUCUUGUCUGUCUUAAAAUAUCUGAAGAUGCGUGUCAGAAGGCCAUCCACACCUUAGUGACACAUAUCAUUGCCUUCUUCACAUUUUUGGCUACAACAAUAUUUUUAACUUACAGAUACAGGAUCAAAGGUGAAUCCCUGUCUUUGAUUACCCACUAUAUAACAUCUGUCACUGGGGUUGCAUCUUUUACCUUAAACCCGAUAAUCUAUGGAAUCAGGACAGAGGCACUUCGAGUGAAAAUUAUUCACAGGCUGAAGAAGGAUAAAACUUUUUUCGGAAGCAGAAAAUAG
Rana temporaria (common frog) is the source of this 945-nucleotide messenger RNA. RefSeq names its product olfactory receptor 5M3-like. Gene Ontology annotation, molecular function: olfactory receptor activity; G protein-coupled receptor activity. The coding region runs from base 1 to 945 and encodes 314 amino acids. Gene Ontology annotation, cellular component: membrane. The record is from RefSeq and is a predicted model, not a curated record. NCBI's taxonomy places the organism in Eukaryota, Metazoa, Chordata, Amphibia, Anura, Ranidae. The transcript has a single exon. Gene Ontology annotation, biological process: G protein-coupled receptor signaling pathway.